Messenger RNA from Vicia faba (fava bean), 564 nucleotides. NCBI's taxonomy places the organism in Eukaryota, Viridiplantae, Streptophyta, Magnoliopsida, Fabales, Fabaceae. The record is from the annotation of a GenBank genome assembly.
AUGAGUGGAUGUGAGGUGUUCCGCGAAUGGGUUAUUUAUGGAACAGAGAUUGGAAGAUUGAGUCGCGCCUGGAAAUGGAGAGGAAUCGGUGAUGGGAGUAGUUGUUAUGAAAAGACAGAGGGUACGCGGCUGGAGAUUUGCAGAAGUAGGGAAAGGUUGGGUUUUGCGCAGAAUGGUUGGUUUGUAGAUGGUGAGAAAACAUGGGAUGGUUUUGCCAGUGGUAUUUUAACAGAUUCUAUGCUGGUACAGGUUAAGCUGGUUUUAUGGUUAACUGAUUUCAUGGUUUUAACAGAUCCUAAGCAGAUUCCUGGUUUUGGUAACAGCAGGUUCCAGGUUUUGGUAACAGCAGGUGUGAAGGGUUACAAAAAACUGUUUAGAGUUACAACAAGGUCUUUGGGUGGUGUGAUUCAGGAAAGUUGGGAGGAUUGUUUUUUUGAGAUUUUUGUCUUAUGGGCUGCAUUCUGGGCUGUUUUGCAGGACAGAUUUGGACAGCAGCUUGGUAUGGUCUUUAUUGACACAAGGUUGAAGAAAAUGGACAGCACUACACUCAAAAAAAUGGACUGA